UUAUUUCCUGGGGCUUGCACGGACCUCUCAGCGGUAUACCAGAGGGAUACCAUGACUAUUUAUAACCAGCAAUUCACUAUUAUAAAUUUCGGUCUUUUCGCCGUGUCGUCGUCGGUUCUAACACCGUGCUGGAGGCAACAAGGAGCCGACUGGAGCAGGAUGUAAAGAAGAAGGUGGUGAGCUGCGUCGGCCCCCUUCUUUGUCUCUCCGUGCCCCUGCAGGUACUGCGGGCAUCCCCGAUACUGCCCUGCACGAGCAGAACCCAUGGCUUUUGGCCCUCCACCUCCCUCUGUAGGCCGCAGGCUCAGGCUAUUGGAGUUGCUACUAGGGGCUGUGUUUGUCUUGCUGGUUUCUGGGCUGGAACCAGUACGAGGACAUCAGGUCUAUACCAACACAUGGGCAGUCCACAUAUCUGGAGGUCCUGAGGAAGCUGAGCGCAUUGCUAGUAAAUAUGGCUUCAUCAGUUAUGGACACGUAUUUGGUGAUUAUUAUCACUUUCGGCAUCGUGCAGUUGUGAAACGAUCGCUGUCUGUUCACAGGGAGGUACACGUCCGUCUACAAAGAGAUUCUAAGGUAAAUUGGGCAGAGCAACAGGUUGUGAAACGAAGGACUAAGAGAGAUGUUUUCACAGAACCUACAGAUCCUAAUUUCACAGACCAGUGGUACUUGUACAAUGACAACCACCGUGACCUAAAUGCCAAAGGUGCAUGGGAAUUGGGCUACACGGGUAAAGGAGUGGUGGUGUCCAUCCUGGAUGAUGGUAUAGAGAAGAAUCACCCUGAUCUAGAGAAGAACUAUGACCCAGAUGCCAGCUAUGAUGUGAAUGAUGGUGACCCAGAUCCUCAGCCCAGAUACACACAACUUAAUGACAAUAGGCAUGGAACACGGUGUGCAGGAGAGGUGGCAGCAGUAGCCAACAAUGACUUGUGUGGAGUUGGUGUCGCUUACAAUGCCAAGAUUGGAGGUGUGCGUAUGUUAGAUGGGGAGGUGACCGACAUGGUGGAGGCCCAGUCUCUCAGUCUGAAUCCUCAACACAUCGACAUCUACAGUGCCAGCUGGGGCCCAGAAGAUGAUGGUAAAACUGUCGAUGGACCUGCCAAACUUGCCAAAGAAGCCUUUGUGCAUGGAGUUGAAGAGGGUCGUGGGGGUUUGGGCUCCAUCUUUGUGUGGGCGUCAGGGAAUGGAGGCAGAGAAAAGGACAGCUGCAACUGUGACGGCUACACCAACAGUAUCUACACCCUGUCGAUUAGCAGCUGUACGGAGAAUGGCAAUGUUCCCUGGUACAGCGAGGCUUGCUCUUCAACCCUAGCCACCACCUACAGCUCUGGCAGCCUUAAUGAGAAACAGAUAGUGACUACAGACCUGAGGUCUAAAUGCACAGACUCGCACACGGGCACUUCUGCCUCGGCCCCUCUGGCUGCUGGGAUCAUUGCACUCGCCCUUGAAGCCAAUAAAAAUCUGACCUGGAGGGAUAUGCAGCACUUAGUUGUGCGAACAUCCCGUCCUGCUCACCUGCUCGCCAAUGACUGGAGAACCAAUGGGGUUGGCCGUAGAGUGAGCCAUUCUUAUGGAUAUGGCCUACUGGAUGCCAAGGCAAUUGUUGAGCUGGCAAAGAAAUGGACCAGCGUGGGCCAACAGCAAAAAUGUGUGAUCACCAUGCUCAAUGAGCCAAGGAACAUUGGCAGCCAUUUAUUGAUCAAUAAGACUGUGGACUCCUGCACGGGGUCGGACAGCCACAUCACCUCAUUAGAGCAUGUCCAGGCCCGCCUCACCUUGUCCUAUAACCGCAGAGGAAACUUACAAAUCCAUCUUAUUAGCCCCACUGGUACUCACUCAACUCUGCUCCAUGCAAGACCUCAUGACUACUCAUCAGAGGGUUUUAAUGACUGGGCCUUCAUGACCACCCACUCCUGGGAUGAGAACCCGACUGGGGCGUGGACUUUGAUUAUCGAGAAUGUCGCCGGUGCCAGUGAUUAUGGCACUCUGACCCAGUUCACACUGGUCCUGUAUGGAACAGGCCCAGCAUCAUCCAGCACAUCUGACAAGGAGCAGACUCAGCCUGCCAACAACUGUAAGACUGUGGACCUGAGGCAGAUCUGCAUCGAGUGCAACGUCGGCUUCUACCUCCACCACCAGGUGUGCGUGACAAAAUGUCCAGAGGGCUACGCUGUCGGUUCCCAGCCCCUCAACUACACGGUGGGGAACUUUGUGGAGCCAGCCUCUGUCCUCGCCUGCCUGCCUUGCUCACCGCCCUGCCUGACCUGCAGCAGCGUCAGCUCACGGUCCUGCUUGUCCUGCCCCCCCCACAGCGACCUGGACCCCAUGUCUGGCACGUGCCAACGCAACCAGAUCAUGCGCAAAUCUCCCGACAUCUUCAUGGUGAGCCAGGGAGCAGGGGAAAAGCAGGACCUGUUCAGCUCUCAGCUGCCCGUGACUGUCGCCGUGCUCAGCUGCAUGGCCAUCAUCGCCACCUUCGCUGGCAUCUUCCUGCUGCUGCAGCUGCGCUCCGGCGCGCUCAUCAAGCUGCCGUCUUUGGAGGCUAGCGGCGGCCUCGGGGGAAACUUUGGCUUUGGAGGGAACAGGGUGGUGUCAUACCGUGGAAUUCCGACAGUGUGGGGUGAUGAAGGGAUAAACACAGACUCUGAAAACGAAGAGUUUGAUGUCCACAAUGAAAGGACUGCUUUUAUCAAAACACAAAGUGCUCUUUAAUACCUCUCCAAAAACCCCUUUCUCUCCUGCUUUUAACAUCCUCUCAUACCCAUGUGUCUCACAAUCAGGGUCGCCUUCCUUUUAUUCUUUUCUUUCCGCUUUUGUUUCUCAUCAUCUUCAGUCUUACUGGGUUCUCUCUUGAGGAUCUCGUCUUCCUCUCCAUUGUGGGAGAACUGAUGGGAAGCUGCUGUCCCAGAUCUUGAGAAGGCCAAAACACGUUCUGUUCACACUUGGGCGCAUUUCUGUUAAAGUGGCUUCUUCCCCUUCCCUUCCCUCCUGUCUCUCCUCUCUCCCUCAAUAACUAACAGUGUCUGUGCAGAUCCUCGUGUCCUCCCAACUCCACCUCCUUUUGUUUUCUUACAGUAAACAAUUGAUUAUUAUCCGAGUUCUUGCUCUUUACUUUCCCUAUCAGUCUCAGUGCAGUAGCCAGAUGAGAUUGUUAAAUUUGUGGACAUAUUUUUGUGUCCAACUACAUUUAUCAGAGUGUAUGUGAGCGAACAAAUCUGACAAAAGUUAAAUCUGUUACGCCCAGAAUGUCAAUUAGGAAGUAAUUAAAAUUUAAAUAACAGUAAAAUCGUAGAUUGUAAAUCAGAGCAUUCUCAGCGAUUUUGCAAUUCUGGAAGUUAUUUUGCUUUGAAGAAUAACAUGAAGCUGCAUAAAUGCUCCAAUUAACUUCCGGGCACAUCACAGGGAGGGGCAUAAAAUAUAAUAAAAUGGAAGGAAACAUUGAUUUACCACAUACUACUACAUCAACUCUGAGGCACCGUCCCCCUGGAGGGAUUGUGCCUUAAUUGUAUCAGAUGUGCUGGCGUUCCGGGGCUGCGAGGAGCAGCAGAGGUGCGCGUCGGACCUAUAACAAUACGACUGGGGAGAGUGCACGCUUUUAUCGAAGCAGCUGGCAAGUACUGAGUCAGCUGUGAUUGACAGCGAUACUACAUGAAGGCUUUCUAUUUUUUUCCAGCCACAUUCAGACUACAAACGUGCGUCGUAGUCGCUCGGCAGCUCUGGGAAUGUGCGACUGUAACCCCUGCGUUACAUCAUGUAUGAUGUUGAUACCGUUGGGAAGUGAAGGUUUCUUUCCAUACUUCAUCUCAUUGUCCACAAUGUUGGGUUUUUGUUGUUUUUUUAGGAAUCUCGCUUUGAGAAUUCACAUCUCAUCUGUGCUCGCUCUGCUCAUCUCAUCUGAAUUUCAGAUGAACUCAGUGUGCUUUCCGUUUGAUUAUAUUCUGAAUGAUACUAGAGCAGCUAUUUAUUCUAAGAGAUUUUAAUCAUACCUUUAGGCAAGGUUGUUUUUAAAAAAAUUUUUUUGCUUCUGGCCUUCUCAUCUUAAAUAUACAUCUUAUGAUUUUAUUGAACUUUCUGUUCCAUUUGGAAUCCAAAAUAUGAGGUCACAUGUUUUGUUUUUCUUUUUUCUCCUUCUUUUUACCGUAAAAUGAAAUUUUCAGUGCGAACGUUAGGGUUUGCUGAGAGGGUGUCAUGGCGAUGACAUGCAUACAAAACUGCAGCUGCUCGUCCUUUUAUCUACCUCUCAUUCUAUUCAGUGAGGUUUCAUAUGUCAUCAGUUCCAUUGUUCAGGAUCAUUGAUCGUAAAGGUCAGAAAUGAAAACUUGUGAUAGAUUUAAAGAACAGAUAUUUAAUGGAACUGCAGAACUGCUGUGUAAAUUCUGGUUUCCCGAAAUGCCUCUUUGUCAAAUCAUUGCCUUUAGGUCUGACACGGCUACACUUUAAGAGCUUUUUUAUUAAAAAUAGGAUUGGUGAAAGGCUUGUCCAUAGAUAAUGUUGGCUGCCGUUUAAAUGCUAAACAAAUGCUGCCAACUUGAAACUGUUGUGGGCAUUUUUCUUCUUUCGUCUUGGGCUUAUUUUAUUGAGUUAAGGCCUUCUUUGUUUUUGAGUUUCUGUCACUGACAAUCACACACGUUCACAAGCACACACACACACACACACACAAGUUAAUUUGUAAUUUAAGCACUUGUGUUUGAUAGCUCCCUUGGUGGUGGAUUUCAUGAAAAAAAAGAAAUGAAGAAAAAUUUUACUUUUUUAUUAGCAUUCUUUUUUCCUUUUCCCAAAUGAGUGAGAGGUUAUAUGUUUAUUCAGCACGAGUUAUAUGAAGCAGGAAUUAAUUACCAACAGUCAGAAAGCCAGUUCAAAAGAGCCGUGAGCACGAAGCAUGUGAGCGCACUCGAACCCUGCCCGGAGCAGCCAAAUUUAUCUCAGAUGGCCAGUGCCGCACCUUUGUUCUGUCGAACUGUUUCAGACGGGAAGCACUCAGCUGGAUUGUAAAUCAGCCUGAGAAGUAACACUAUCAGUUGCAGCAGCUUUUUAUGACAUACGUUAGUGGCUGCUGACAGUUAGGUUUUGAUUUGCCCCAGUUUGAUGAAGAUGGCAAAACCACAGAUGCCACAGUGUCAGCUGUGAGCCAAAAAAAAAUCUCCACUUUCCCGAGCUGUGUGGAGUGUGCAUCCUGCAGCAGCUACUGUGCUAAUUGCCACUAGAAUUACUUCCACAAACUGCUUCCUUCAGCUCUGAUUGCUCAGAAUAGAGUUCCUGCAAACAACGGUGAUGCAGGACUUGUAAUCAUUUAGAUGCAGAUUGGAUUGCCAGCUUUAAGCAGCCAAAAUGAUGCAUUGUGCAUCUGUUCUCAACAGCAUCAGGAAUUAUAAUGCAGUUACUCAUGAAGUGAAACGAUUUGUGUGUUUUGACAAGUUCUCUGCCCUCUCGAGUGUGUGUGUGUGUGUGUAUAUAUAUAUAUAUAUAUAUAUAUAUAUAUAUAUAUAUAUAUAUAUACACACAAAUGAUUUAUUCAUUUUUCUUUGAUGUUAUUUUCACUACAGCCUAGAAAAAGGAAAAAAAAACUUUCAUGUGAUGAACUCCGAGGCCUGUGCAUUCAAGUGUUUCACUUUGACAACAACAUGAAUGCAGGCAGCAUUAAGUAGCUCGUGCUUCCACAGAGUGCGCUCACAAGCUGCUGUAAAUCCAUUCCCGCGCUCGUGUUGCUGAAAGCAUGCGAUGAAAAAGACACUUACAAAAAACAAGAAGAGCUUCUCUAAUUGUACCAAAAAGUAGUUCAGAAUUGCACAACUACUUCUUCACUAAAAUCUGGCAAUGUUUUAAUGUUAAAAAAAAAACCUAAACAAAAGCAUACAAUGCAUAUUAAAAA
Molecule: messenger RNA, 5866 nt
Organism: Thalassophryne amazonica
Lineage: Eukaryota; Metazoa; Chordata; Actinopteri; Batrachoidiformes; Batrachoididae
Product: furin-1-like
Exons: 16
Coding region: 265-2709 (814 amino acids)
Biological process (GO): peptide hormone processing
Cellular component (GO): Golgi membrane; trans-Golgi network
Molecular function (GO): serine-type endopeptidase activity
Source: RefSeq, a predicted model, not a curated record